Molecule: messenger RNA, 1231 nt
Organism: Tupaia belangeri chinensis (Chinese tree shrew)
Lineage: Eukaryota; Metazoa; Chordata; Mammalia; Scandentia; Tupaiidae
Gene: CHP2
Product: calcineurin like EF-hand protein 2
Exons: 7
Coding region: 40-630 (196 amino acids)
Molecular function (GO): calcium ion binding
Source: RefSeq, a predicted model, not a curated record
GCCUGGGUCCGGCGGGGCUGAUCUGGCGCCCGCUCCGCGAUGGGUUCACGCAGUUCCCACGCCGCGAUCAUUCCCGAGGUGGACACGAUUCGGCAAGAGACCGGCUUCUCUCAGGCCUGUCUGCUCCGGCUCUACCACCGGUUCCAGGCUCUGGACAGGAGCAAAAAGGGCUACCUGAGCCGCAUGGAUCUGCAGCAGAUCGGGGCGCUGGCAGUGAAUCCCCUGGGAGACCGUAUUAUAGACAGCUUCUUCCCUGAUGGGAGUCACCAAGUGGAUUUCUCAGGCUUCGUCAGGGUCCUGGCUCAUUUCCGACCUAUAGAUGAUGAGGACGCAAGUAACCGGGACCCCAAGCAGCCUGAACCCCUCAACAGCAGGAUGAACAAACUUCGCUUUGCAUUUCAGCUCUAUGACCUGGACCGAGAUGGGAAGAUUUCCAGGCACGAGAUGCUACAGGUUCUCCGGCUGAUGGUUGGGGUUCAGGUGACAGACGAGCAGCUGGAGAGCAUCACUGACCGCACAGUUCAGGAGGCCGAUGAUGAUGGGGAUGGGGCCGUGUCCUUCCUGGAGUUUGCCAAGUCUCUAGAGAAAAUGGACAUCGAACAAAAAAUGAGCAUCCGAAUCCUGAAGUGACUCCCCCUGUGCCUUUGGCUAGCUUAUGCAGACCGUUUGUGCUUGGGAGUCGUCCUCGGCCUACUUGGAGGCAGGACCCCAGUAAACUGUAUUCUUACUUCUGAACCAAACACUGUUUGGAGCCAAGGAGAAAAAGCUGGGAGGUUGUGUGCCUAGCUCGCAUCCAUGAAUCACAGCAAUCUUUUGCUUGCAAGUGACUGAAAACCCGACUUGAAAUCACCAAAGUAAAAAUGAGAUAUUGUAGGCUUAUGCGAUUAAAAAACCUAGCAUGGUCCUUAAGCAUGGCUAGAUAUAAGGGCACAACUGGCAUUAAGAGGACUGAAAUAUUCUCCAUCUCUCAGCUCAGCUUCAUUCUCUGGUGGGCUCUUCCCUCAGGGUGGAGAAAGGCUCUCAGAAGCUCCAGGUUUCCAUCCUGCCAUCUUAGUAUGCCAGUGGGAACAAAUACUCUUAUUCCAAUAAUGCCAAGCAAAGAGUGUCAUUGGCCCGACUAGAGUCUGUUCCUAUCGCCAGGAACACUCUAGCUAGUCAAACUGUGCCCUGUUUUCAACUGAUCCCUUGGGUACAUGCUACUAUGAUGGGGUUGUGAUGAUGGAGAGAUGAU